Molecule: messenger RNA, 1214 nt
Organism: Musa acuminata subsp. malaccensis (wild Malaysian banana)
Lineage: Eukaryota; Viridiplantae; Streptophyta; Magnoliopsida; Zingiberales; Musaceae
Product: LOB domain-containing protein 40
Biological process (GO): regulation of gene expression
Source: RefSeq, a predicted model, not a curated record
UUCCUGCUCCUUGGAAACCAGAGGCCAAGAUUGGAAAUCCACGGCAAACACGCUCAUAUACGCCCCUCUCCCUUGGUCCUUCCUCCCUAGUCAUGCUGUCUUCUGUCUCUUGCUCACAGUAGUAGGAGGUUUAGAAUCGAGUAGGAUUAGCGCCAUGAGGAUGAGCUGCAAUGGAUGCCGCGUGCUGCGCAAGGGGUGCGGCGAGAACUGCAGCAUCCGCCCCUGUCUGCAGUGGAUCAAGAGCCCCGAGUCGCAGGCCAAUGCCACCGUCUUCCUCGCCAAGUUCUAUGGCCGCGCAGGCCUUAUGAACCUCAUCAACGCGGUCCCCGACCACCUCCAACCUGCCAUAUUUCGAUCCCUGCUGUACGAGGCUUGCGGCCGGAUCGUCAACCCAAUCUACGGAUCCGUCGGGCUGCUGUGGUCCGGCAACUGGCAGCUGUGCCAGACAGCAGUGGAGGCGGUGCUCAAGGGCGCCCCCAUCGUCCAGAUCCCCUCCGAGACGGCGGCCUCCACCCCGGCCCCGCCGCUCCAGGCCUGCGACAUCCGCCACGUCUUCAAGAAACCCAGAACCGCCGCGGAACUCCACAACGUCAACAAGCCGCGGUCCCUGUUCAAGCGCACCGGCUCCAAGGCUGCCAGGACGGCGACCACCCGGCCCGAGUUCCCUCGCGCCCGGAGCCACGAGUCGGAGGCCAGCCACCCGACCGAGCCCGCCGCUGCAGUGGUCGAGCGAAACAGAAAAGGCGGUGAGUGCCGGGAGAACGAGUGCAUGUCCUUGGCGGACACCGCGGAGGAGGCGUCGCACGUAAGCCAGGGAGAGCCGGACGAGACCGAGGAGGACGAGCUCGGCCUCGAGCUCACGCUCGGGUUCAAACCGGUCUCCUGGUGGUCUCGGCUCGUUCUCAGUGACCGGGAUACCAAAGCGUGUACAACCGACCUCAAUCUCGCGCCGCCCUCAGCAACAUCAUGAACCAAAUCAAAGCAGCGUCGGACAUAAAUGAAGUGCAUAUAAGUUCUUUUUAGUAUGCUUUGAGGAAUUUUGUUUCGCAAUAACAGUCUCCCUUUCGUUCUACAAUUCAUUCUCCUUAUCUUUUUGGGUAGUACAUUCGGCGUUAGGUCAGAAUAGUUUAAUGUGUGAGGUCCACGUUGGAUGCCAUUCUCAUGUAUGAGUAGUAUGUAUACUUACGAAGAUGAGAUCAUAGUUUCCUCCUUUA